AGACAAAAAUAUAAAUUCUGGCAAAACAUUAGAUGGAAAUCAUAGUCUGCUAUUAAAUUGAUUUAUAUCUCCGAUUUCGAUCUAAAUAGAAUUGAUUCUCAGGUGUGACAGAUCAUCAUAUCAACAUUUAUUCAGCUUAUCAAUGCGUGAUUAAGAAAAAGACAACAUCAUAUAAACUAUAGUUGACAUCCACAAUAAUCGAUAUUAGGAGUCUUAGGAUUUCCUGCAAUUACUGGGGUGUGGUUCUACAUCAGUUAAAAUGGAUGAUAUAGCAUCACUGGUUAUAGACAAUGGGUCGGGUAUGUGUAAAGCGGGCUAUGGAGGGGAUGAUGCCCCCACAACCGUUUUUCCAUCAAUUGUUGGAAGGCCAAAACAUCAGGGAAUAAUGAUAGGAGCGAACAUUCGAGACUAUUAUGUCGGAGACGAGGCUCAAACCUAUCGUGGUGUUCUUUCUUUAACAUAUCCGAUAGAGCAUGGAAUAGUGACGAACUGGGACGACAUGGAAAAAAUAUGGAACCAUACAUUUUAUCACGAGCUCCGUGUAUAUCCGGAUGAACAUCCCGUUUUGAUGACGGAAGCACCUCUCAAUCCGAAAGUAAACCGAGAAAAAAUGAUGGAAAUUUUAUUUGAAACCUUUAGUGUUCCUGCAAGCUAUGUUGCUAUCCAGGCCGUGCUUUCAUUGUAUUCCUCAGGGCGAACAACGGGGAUAGUACUGGAUUCUGGGGAUGGAGUAACGCACGCUGUACCGAUAUAUGAAGGAUACGCACUACCUCACGCGACGCUUAGACUUGAUUUAGCAGGAAGAGAUAUUACCGACUACCUCCUCAAAAUUUUAACGGAAAGAGGUUACUCCUUUACAACUUCUGCCGAAAGAGAAAUUGUUAGGGACAUUAAGGAAAAAUUAUGCUUUGUUACAGAAGAUUAUGACGCGGACAUGCUCCGGUCCGUUACAACCACGGAUUUAGAGACUCAUUACGAACUACCAGACGGGGAAAUCAUAUCCGUUGGCAACGAAAGGUUCCGCGCAACCGAGUGCCUUUUCCAACCAUCCUUUAUCGGAAUGGAAGCAUUCGGAAUUCACGAAUCUGUGUAUAAUUCCAUUGUAAAAUGUGACGUUGAUGUUCGGAAAGACCUUUUUUCCAAUAUAGUAUUAUCUGGUGGAACGACCCUCUAUAACGGGAUGUCAGGGAGACUUAAAUCAGAUAUUGGAAAUUUAGCGCCUCAAAACAUGGCUGUAAAUGUCAUUGCUCCAUCGGAGAGAAAAUAUUCGGUAUGGAUUGGUGGAUCUAUUUUAGCCUCCUUGUCCACAUUUGAGGACAUGUGGAUUGGUAAAAGGGAAUAUGUGGAAUGUGGUAAAAGUAUUGUUCAUAGAAAAUGCUUUUAAUUGCAGUGCCUGUAAUCUUUUGUAUAUAAGAACUCAUAAGACCGUUCAAAUA
Messenger RNA from Mytilus trossulus (common blue mussel), 1436 nucleotides. RefSeq lists its product as uncharacterized. The coding region runs from base 260 to 1384 and encodes 374 amino acids. The transcript has 2 exons. The record is from RefSeq and is a predicted model, not a curated record. Lineage: Eukaryota; Metazoa; Mollusca; Bivalvia; Mytilida; Mytilidae.